Chaetura pelagica (chimney swift) is the source of this 2188-nucleotide messenger RNA. It is a transcript of the gene YAF2, whose product is annotated as YY1 associated factor 2. The coding region runs from base 54 to 392 and encodes 112 amino acids. Gene Ontology annotation, cellular component: nucleus. NCBI's taxonomy places the organism in Eukaryota, Metazoa, Chordata, Aves, Apodiformes, Apodidae. Gene Ontology annotation, biological process: positive regulation of DNA-templated transcription. The transcript has 2 exons. Gene Ontology annotation, molecular function: DNA binding; transcription coregulator activity. The record is from RefSeq and is a predicted model, not a curated record.
GGAAACCUCGACCUGUCUCUCAGCUGGUUGCACAGCAGGUUCCUCAGCAAUUCAUGCCCCCUACGCAAUCAAAGAAAGAGAAAAAAGACAAAGUAGAAAAGGAAAAAAGUGAAAAGGAAACAACAAGCAAAAAGAACAGUCAUAAGAAAACCAGGCCAAGAUUGAAAAAUGUGGAUCGAAGUAGUGCUCAGCAUUUGGAAGUUACCGUUGGAGAUCUGACAGUCAUAAUUACAGACUUUAAGGAGAAAACUAAGUCACCACCUGCUUCCAGUGCUGCUUCUGCAGAUCAACACAGUCAGAGUGGUUCUAGCUCUGACAACACAGAGAGGGGAAUGUCCAGGUCAUCUUCACCCAGAGGAGAAGCGUCAUCACUGAAUGGGGAAUCUCAUUAAAGCUUAAUUCCUCCAGUUUCUUUAGUCUCUUCUCUUCAAAACAUGUGAAUACAUAACUUAUGUCACCUGUUACCACAUUUUUAUGACAGAUUAUCCAUGCACAAUUGGUAUGUUGACUGGAACAUAAUUUAUGCAGUUUAAAAAAAAUUUAAAAGUGCAGUGGUAGAAAUAAUAAUUUAAAUGCAAUCUAUAAAUGCUUACAAAGCAUUUUCAGACCAACUUUUUAAUCUUCAUGUGUAAAGGUGCCAUGAAAAUGUGGUUUGAAUGUUCCUUAUGCAGUGUUAUUGGUAAGUCCAUUUUCACUUUUAGUUUAGUGAAUUCUAACACAACUCUUGGGAGUCUCUACUAUUGGCAUGUACUGAAUUUAAUUUUUUAUAACAUAGUUCAAGCUGCCUAAAUAUGUAUUAUUUGAGAAUUGUGAAACAUAGUUAUAUGUAUGCAAGUCAGAGAUCAACUUAAUCAACUAUUGCUGCAACAGAAUUUUCAUAAUAAUUAUCUUCUUAAAAACACCUGCUGGUACUUGGUGUGGUUAAAUAGGAAAAAUGUUAUUAAAUAAAACAUUUGUAUGAAUUUUUGCCAAUGUUUGACACAUUUUACUAGAUUACUGUUACUGAAUUAUGUUGAUGGUUUUACCAAUAUUUUUUCACACUUAAAACACUUAUUGUAAUGUUUACAAGCAAAAUAGAAAACACAUUCUAAGCGUUGAUUGGUUAACCUUACAAUUCAGGUAAAAUACUACAUUUGUCACUGUACACUGGUACUCUAUGUUGUGUAACAAAUAUUUGAACCUCAGAUGACUAUGCAUUUGGCAAAACCUAACAUUUGGAAAUACGAAAGUUUGAAAAAGCUUUAAAAGUAACAGAAGUGCAGUUCUCAUUGCUGCUUAGUGCUGUUUCCUUGCCCUAGAUUUAUCUGGUGUCAGAUAGUCACUUAGCAUUCAUUACACUAAUAUCAGAUGUUGCGCAAGAAUAAGGAAUUAACAAUAGCAUUUCUUUUUUUGUUCCUGAAUAAAUUGAUUUUGAUUUGGCCUAAUAGAAAAUACGGUGUCAUAAAUCAUAUGAAAAAACACUGUCCCCUAUUUUAAGGCAUAAACUGCACUUAGCAAUAUGCUGAUACAGAGCAGAUUUACAAUCUCAUCUGGUAUUAUGUAAAAUUACCAAUAAAAUAUUUUUGUGAAUACAGAUUUUGCAUUUUUGUUUACAACCAAUAAGUGUUUUGAUACAUACGUACAAUCCAUGUAUAAAUUUUAAAUUAUAGAUUCAGGUUCAGUACAAAAGUCCAUUUAGCUCCUUUUAGUGACGUAGUGCGCUCACACUCCUGUUAUGCUUUUUCAUUAAAAAUAAAUAUAUUUUUAAGCCCAUGUAAAAGUUGGAUGUACCUUCCUGGUAGUGAAUCCAGCCCCAAAUUAUUACCAACGUAUGAUACGUCUUCUUAACAGCUAAAACAAUGGAUUUUUGUAGCCCCUGACAAUUGUGAUGUUUGGUGGUUUCUUGUAGUAAUGUAUUUUUCUGUUUCUAAUGCAGUACUUCUACAGGCACAAUGGUACUGUUCUAUUUUGUAAGAUGCUAGUUGUGAAAUACAGUUAGUUGCAUAAAAUGAAAGUCUGAUGUGAUAUCUGAGAACAUACAUACCUCAUUCCUUGGUGUUGCUGUUUAAACUUUUUAGACAUCAAAUGUUAAUUAUAGGCUAUUUCAGAUGGUUAACUACUGACCUGUUUAUUAUGUAUUCUACUUUAUCUUACUAAAUAGGAUGUCUGUUCAAUGCCGUUACCUGGCCAAAUCUUAGUAUCUGUAAAA